Gryllus bimaculatus (two-spotted cricket) is the source of this 822-nucleotide messenger RNA. The record is from the annotation of a GenBank genome assembly. Lineage: Eukaryota; Metazoa; Arthropoda; Insecta; Orthoptera; Gryllidae.
AUGGGUAUGCUGAGGCGGCGUGGCGGUGCUGACGUGCGUGGUCGCUGUGCGCAGGGCGGGGAUGCGGUGUCGGUGCGCGGGUGGCCGCUGACGCUGGGCUCGCGGGCCGCCGUGGCGCUGCACCUGGGCGAGCUGGACCCGACGCUGCUGCGCAGCCGCGACUGCUACCUGUGCGUGCGGCCGGCGCUGCAGGCCGAGGCCGCGGCUGAGGCCCGGGCCGCGCCCGACGCGGACGGGGUGGAGGUGGCGCUGGUGUGGCGCGGGGCCGAGGGCCCGCCGGCCAGCCGCCCGCUGCCGGCGCCCCGGGACCUCCGCGAGGCCCCACUGACGGAGGAGGCGGCGCAGCAGACCAUGCCCGCGCCGUCGCCGUCGCCGACGUCGACGCCCGACGCCGUCGCCGACGCCCGAGCUGGACAGGUGGAGCGCGCGCUGGAGCGCGUGCCGCUGGACGAGCUGGCGUUCCCGUGCCCGCAGUGCCGCGAGGCGUGCGCGUGCGCGUGCGGCGCGCCGCCGCCGGCACCCGUGCAGAAGCGCGACUCGUCCAUCCAGACCAGCCCCAUGUUCGAGUUCGCCGGCCCCAUCCCGCACAUCGACAGCGCGAAGGACGACAGCGACUCCCGCGCGCAGGCGAGCGCCAAAGCCACGCAGACGCCCUCGCGCGCCCGCCUGCCGCCAGCGCCCGCGCCGCACGCCGCCGCCUCCGCUAACACCGCGGCCGCCGCCGCCGCAGCCACGCCCACCUGCCGCACCGAGAGCAAGGCGUGCGGCGCCGACGACCCGCCCGACCAGCUGCCAGGUUGCUGGAAGGAAAAGGACGACUAA